AUAAUUUUUAUUUUCCACCUACGACAUUCCUAAUUUUCGUCCUUUCUCAUUCCGUUCAUACGGAGCCAAACAUUCUCUGCAGUUCAAUCCCUGCAGUCGCUUCGGUUUAUGAAAGUUGCAUAGCGUUUUAUAUUUUUUGAAAUGAAGCACGCUUUAUAGGUUAACACUGUACGAACUGGAGAGGAAAGAAGUUUAAAAAUAUAUAUAGGACCGAAGUCCUCCAUUUUAGUCUUCACAGAGUCUCUCUUUCAUCUUUUUUUACUUUUUAUAUAUAUAUGUGCUGCGCCCAUUCUCUGUCACACGACGCGCACUCUAUAAUCCUCUCUCUCUAAAACGAAAUCGUGAUUUAGUGUGAGAAAUCGGCGAGAAUGUCGGGAAUCGGUAGCGAAGGGCGAGGACGUGGCGGCGGUAGGGGACAACAUCCUGCCGGCCGUGGACAACAACCAUCGCGCGGCGGCGGUCCAGGCCGUGGUCGGGGACGCGGUGCCGGUGCUCCGCCGCAGCAGUCGCUUUCGGCUUCUGCCACUCCUUACCAGCAAUCUCCGGUGGUGCCGGCGGCCGCAGCGCUUAGCCAUCAGAUGGAACAGAAGCUUACGCUUCAGGCUUCUUCGUCCGUGGUUCCGGUGACCAAACCACCUGCUCCGACGCCUCAGCCACAGGCUCCGGCGGUGGCGGCGGUGAUUCCGCAGCAAGGACAGUUACCACCGGCUUCCACGAAGGCGGUGAGGCUGCCGGCAAGGCCAGGCCUCGGAUCAUUCGGACAGAAGACCGUCGUUAAGGCGAACCAUUUUUUGGUCUCGGUUGCUGAUAGAGAUCUGAAUCACUACGAUGUUGCAAUCUCGCCUGAGGUUGCAUCAAAGAAGGUAUGCCGGAUGAUAAUGAAUCAGCUUGUCAAAACCUUUCACUCCUCGCAUUUGGGCAAGAGAAAGUUAGCAUACGACGGAAGAAAGAGUUGCUACACUGCAGGGCCACUGCCCUUUGCCUCUAAGGACUUUGUCAUCAAGCUUGAUGAAGAUAGUGGAUCCAGGAGGGAGCGCGAAUUCAAGGUUUCGAUCAAAUUUGCUUCCAAAGCUGAUCUCUAUCACUUGAAGGAGUUCCUAAAAGGUCAACAACGUGAUAUCCCACAGGAAACUAUACAGUUUCUUGAUGUGGUCCUUAGGGAGAAGCCAUCUAAUAGCUAUGAAGCUGUUGGGAGGUCCUUCUUUCAUCCGGAGUUUGAAUCUGGGGAGCUUGGUAAUGGCCUGGAAUACUGGAAAGGGUUUUAUCAGAGUCUUCGCCCAACACAGAUUGGGCUGUCACUAAACAUUGAUAUGUCGGCUAGAGCAUUUUUUGAACCUAUUUAUGUGUCUGAGUUUGUUUUCAAGUACCUCAACCUCAGGGAUCCGAAUAGGCCUUUAUCUGACCAAGAUCGCAUUAAGGUGAGAAGAGCUCUGAAAGGUGUUAAGGUUGAGAACAAUCAUCAGGACCAUGUAAAGCAUCAUAAGAUAACAGGGCUUUCGACUGAACCAACACAAAGGCUUAUGUUUUCUGUGGAUGAGUCUGGAGCACAAAUUUCAGUUUAUCAGUACUUCCGUCAGAAAUACAAUAUUGUGCUGAAGUAUCCACUUCUGCCAGCACUUCAGGCUGGCAGUGCUGCGAGACCUAUUUAUCUUCCAAUGGAGGUAUGCAAAAUUGUCGCGGGGCAAAGAUACUCCAAAAAAUUGAACGAGAGACAAGUUACUCAACUGCUCCGAGCCACAUGCAAACGUCCAGAGGAGAGAGAGAAUGUCAUUAAAAAGAUGGUGGAAAAGAAUAACUACAACAAUGAUGAACUUGUGAAUGCAGAGUUUGGUAUACAAGUUAGGCCUGACCUUCUGUCCAUCGAGGCACGAGUAUUGCCGCCUCCAAUGCUGAAAUAUCAUGAUUCUGGAAAGGAGAAACGCGUUCAGCCAUAUGUAGGACAAUGGAAUAUGAUGAACAAGAAAAUGAUCAAUGGUGGAACGGUGGAUUUUUGGACGUGUGUCAAUUUCUCCCGGAGCAAUGAUGAUGUUGUCACUAGAUUUAUCAAUAAAUUGCUUGAAAUGUGCUGUGGCAAGGGGAUGAAAUUUGGUCAACAUCCUCUAGUUCCUAUUCGUACAAGGCAUUCUAACCAAAUUGAGCAGUCCCUAAAUGCCAUCCACUCGGAGGCUUUGAAAACUGGGAACAAACUUCAGUUGCUUCUUAUUAUAUUGCCCGACGUGACUGGUUCAUAUGGUUUAAUCAAGAGGGUGUGUGAAACAGAAUUAGACAUUGUAUCACAAUGCUGUCAGCCUAAACAGGUUUUGAAAUGCAAUAUUCAGUACCUCGAAAAUGUAUCACUGAAGAUCAAUGUGAAGGCUGGCGGGCGAAAUACAGUUUUGGAGCAGGCACUGCUUAGGAAAAUGCCUUACAUUAGUGACAUCCCUACCAUAAUAUUUGGUGCUGAUGUCACUCACCCUCAACCAGGGGAGGAUUCCAGUCCUUCUAUAGCUGCUGUGGUGGCCUCAAUGGAUUGGCCAGAAGUCACUAAGUACAGAGGUUUGGUGUCUGCACAAGGCCACAGGGAAGAGAUUAUUCAGGAUCUCUACACUAGUUAUCAAGAUCCUAACAAGGGCUUAGUCCAUGGUGGAUUGAUUCGUGAACAUUUGGUUGCAUUCUACAAGAACACUAAGUGCAAGCCUAGCAGGCUCAUCUUUUACAGGGAUGGUGUGAGCGAAGGACAGUUUAAUCAAGUUCUUCUGUAUGAAAUUGAUGCAAUUAGGAAGGCAUGUGCUUCGCUUCAGGCAGAUUAUCAGCCAAGAAUAACUUUUGUUGUGGUUCAAAAGAGGCAUCAUACUCGUCUCUUUCCUGCUGACCAUAGAAGUCGUAGUACUACAGACAAGAGUGGUAACAUUUUGCCAGGUACUGUGGUUGAUACCAAGAUUUGCCACCCCAAUGAAUUCGAUUUCUAUCUUUGCAGCCAUGCUGGGAUCCAGGGAACUAGUCGUCCAGCACAUUACCAUGUGUUGUACGAUGAAAAUCGCUUCAGUGCAGAUGCACUGCAAAUUCUCACCAACAGCUUGUGUUACACAUAUGCAAGGUGCACUCGCUCAGUUUCCAUAGUCCCACCAGCUUACUACGCACAUCUUGCUGCAUUCCGAGCCCGUUACUACAUUGAAGCGGGAGAAUUCUCCGACAGUGGAUCUGCUGCAGCGGGCCCCGGUGGAGCGAUGAGGGAGAGGGUUGGAGAGGUUCGGGCUCUGCCUGCAAUUAUGGACAAUGUUAAGGAUGUCAUGUUCUACUGCUGAUUUUGGUUGACUUAAAAAACCUAACUACAGGACUACAUCUUUUUGUCUAUGAACAUUUGUUUUUGUAGAUUUCUCUUUUUCGGUGCCAAAAUAUGCUAUGAUACCUAAGGUUGUUUUGUCGUCGUAGGUUGUUUUUUCGGCGCCGUUUGGUUAAUGAUUUGCUGGCAAUGUUAUUUAGAAUCUUUGAACUUCAACUGUGUUGGGAUUAAAGGAAUUUGAUCGGUUUUCUUUUUGUUGA
This is a messenger RNA of Erythranthe guttata (spotted monkey flower), 3522 nucleotides long. RefSeq names its product protein argonaute 5. Gene Ontology annotation, molecular function: RNA binding; protein binding. The record is from RefSeq and is a predicted model, not a curated record. Lineage: Eukaryota; Viridiplantae; Streptophyta; Magnoliopsida; Lamiales; Phrymaceae.